Auanema sp. JU1783 is the source of this 234-nucleotide messenger RNA. NCBI's taxonomy places the organism in Eukaryota, Metazoa, Nematoda, Chromadorea, Rhabditida, Rhabditidae. The record is from the annotation of a GenBank genome assembly.
AUGUGUAAGAAGCGCGGUCGACAGACGUAUACGCGUCAUCAAACUUUGGAAUUGGAAAAGGAAUUCCAUUAUAAUAAAUAUUUGACAAGAAGGCGACGAAUUGAGCUCAAUCGAACACUUGGCCUGUCCGAACGUCAAAUCAAGAUAUGGUUCCAAAAUCGUCGGAUGAAAAUGAAAAAAGAAAAUAAAGGAUGCGAUAGUACAACGAAUGAUUCAGCAUCAAGCAGUUCAUAA